GCGUGUCUCUGGCGCUGCUGGGGAGCAGUCUGGACCCCAGCAGCGCGCUCGUGUGGUCGUCGCCUCUGCUGUGCUCUGGGUGGACCAACUUCACGUGUAAAGACAACACCACCAUCACAGCAAUCAAUCUGGUGAAGAUGCCACUCUCUGGCUCCCUGCCGCCCGACAUCUCCAGAUUCAAAAGCCUUGAAUUCCUGGUGAUUCGGAGUUCCAGCAUCUCAGGUCCGUUGCCUGAUGCAAUCACUACUCUGAGAAACCUCAAGUACCUAGAUUUGAGCUACAAUCAAAUAUGGCCGCCUGUGCCAGCAGGCCUCUUCUCAAUGCCAGAGUUGAAGGGCAUGCUGCUAGGCAACAACUGGUUGACCAAUCAGACGGUGCCCAACAUGGCCAAGGCGCCCGCCUCUUUGAACAUGGUGUCGCUGCGCACCGUGGGGGCGACUGUGGACAACACUUCCAAAGCCGGCAAGGCUACUCUUGAGCUUUACGGCAACCCACAGAUUUGUAACGUAGCCACGGGCAGCCCGCUCAACCUGUCAUCCACCAGCGGCCAGUUCAACGACUCGUGCAAGUGGACCCACGCGCCCUUCUGCCUCAACCAGCGCUGCCUCCCCACGCAGUACAUCGACCGCCCGACCUUCCUCAACGCCUACCCCCCCUCCAACUGCAUCUACGGGCAAGGCCCCAUGACCGCCCCGCUCUUCCCUUCCGACCCAACUGCCGCAGCAGCAGCUGCUGCCUCUGCCACUGCUGAGUCUUUCACCCAAGCGUCUUCUCCCAGCUCGCCACUCCCUCCUGGCAGCGCCGGUCCACCCGAUGCGGCUCCUGAUGCUCUUGGUGGUGAUCGUGCUGGCGGCCGUGGCGGUGGUGGUGGGCCAGCAGCGGCGCCUGCGGGUGAUGUAGCGGUGCCGACGGGGCCGGGGGCGUGUGUGUGUGCGGGGAGCAAUCAGUUCUACGAGUUUGACCUGCUGUGCGCCAACAGCAAGAUCCAGGCGUGGACGGAUGAGUACUCGCAGCUCGUCUCUCAGAAGGUGUCUGAAGCGUUCGCCUAUAAGCUGAAGAGAUGCAUCAAUCCGGAGCAGGUGUGGUUGUGGCACGCGUAUGUGAGCGACUGGCGGCUGGACAGCAGUGGCGCACCUCUGUUUGACAUGCGGCUGUACGUGGUGCUGUUUGAGAACCUCACGAGGGACGAGGAGAUCACGGUGCAGUACGUCAUCGUGCAAAACCCCGGCCUUCUGAAAAACUCCACGUUCGGAGAGCUCAAGCUGCUGGACCACGAGAAAGAGUUGCCGCCCCCAACCACCCUGCCACCCUUCCCGGAAAGGAACAACACCGCCCCACCAGCUGCGCCUCCCCCAGAUGAGCCCUCCUCGUCGUCCUACACCACCAUCAUCAUUGCCGUGGUCGUCGUGGUGCUCGCCGUGCUCUUCGGCGUUGGCGUUGCCUACUUUUACUUCUUCGUCCGCAACCGACACACCAAGUUGUCAUCCAUAUCAGGCUCUGGUUUCCUGGGCAACCAGGCGCUCUCCUCGUCCUUUGGCUGGGCGCUGCAGCAGCGCUUCGUGCAGGUCUACUCGCUCAAGGAGGUGGCAGCAGCGACGAACAACUGGGACGAGGAGAGGGUGCUGGGGCAGGGCGGGUACGGGCGGGUGUACCUGGGGGAGGGCGCUCAUGGCGUGCAGUGGGCGGUUAAGAGGCUCGAGGCGAGAUCUACAGCCAAAGGGCUACAAGACUUCAGGAAUGAGGUGGAGCUCAUCUCGCAGACCAAUCAUCGCAACCUGGUAAAGCUGCUGGGCUUCUGUGACGACCAGGGCGAGCAGAUCCUGGUGUACGAGUUUGUGCCGAAUGGGAAUCUGCGGCAACACCUGCGCCCCUCCAAAGCCGCUCUAGAGCACCCCGACGCGCACAAGCUAGGGCUGACCUUCCUGCAGCGCGUGGACGUGGCAGUGGGGGCGGCUGAGGGGCUGCGAUACCUGCACAACUUCACCACGCCCUCCGUGGUGCACCGCGACGUGAAGAGCGAAAACAUCCUGCUCGAUGAGAACAUGCAGCCCAAGGUGGCGGAUUUUGGGUUCUUCAAGAACAUGGUGGACGGGGCGAGUGGCGGCAAGGGCGCAUCGGAGGCAGUGAGCACACGAGUGCUGGGCACGCCGGGCUAUGUGGACCCCGAAUACUACUACACGUGCAAGGUCACCACCAAGUGCGAUGUCUACAGUUUCGGAGUGGUGUUGUGGGAGCUCAUAACGGGCAAAUCGCCCAUCCUAGAGGUGGAGGACCCCGACUCAGGCCCAGGCGACGGGCCUUGCUUCAUGCAGCUGCCCAUCUGGGCGAUCAUGUACCUCAAAAAAGGCAACCUAGAGGAGAUAGUGGACCCGGCAUUCAAGGGGGAUUACGACAAAGAAGCCAUUAAAGCCAUGGCGGAGAUAGCCGACAAGUGCACUAGAGACAAGGCUCGCCACCGCCCCGAGAUGACCGACGCGCUGACGUGGCUGGUGGAGAUCCAACGGCGCCUCAAGCGCGAGAGCGACCCCAGCUAUGUAUCUGAGCCGUCCACUCCCGUGGCGGGGAGCAGGGGAGGAGGCGCAGGAGGGGAUGCGGUGCUGGAGCUGGUUGGCGUUGGGGGGGCAGACUCGCUAGCACUGCACUCGACAACACACCAGCCGCCCAUCUCCACCAACUUCGCGGGGCGGUGA
Messenger RNA from Closterium sp. Naga37s-1, 2690 nucleotides. NCBI's taxonomy places the organism in Eukaryota, Viridiplantae, Streptophyta, Zygnematophyceae, Desmidiales, Closteriaceae. The record is from the annotation of a GenBank genome assembly.